Saitoella complicata NRRL Y-17804 is the source of this 728-nucleotide messenger RNA. RefSeq names its product GPI transamidase subunit PIG-U. NCBI's taxonomy places the organism in Eukaryota, Fungi, Ascomycota, Saitoellomycetes, Saitoellales, Saitoellaceae. The record is from RefSeq and is a predicted model, not a curated record. The transcript has a single exon. The coding region runs from base 12 to 644 and encodes 210 amino acids. Gene Ontology annotation, cellular component: GPI-anchor transamidase complex; membrane. Gene Ontology annotation, biological process: protein localization to cell surface; attachment of GPI anchor to protein.
GGCGGUUGUUCAUGGGAUUCUUUUUGGUGGCGUUCAUGCUUGCUGGAGCACUUAUCCAGCAUAAUGUUUUCCCGGGUUACCUCACCAACGUCCUUAUCGCCCCACUCACCUCAAAUGUCGACACGAGCCCCGAUACAGGCCUUUGGUGGUACUUCAACAUCCAAAUAUUCGACGCUUUUCGAGACUUCUUCACUUGGGUUUCGUCUCUCCACCUUCUCAUCUACGUCAUUCCACUAUGCAUCAAAUUCGGUAACACACACCAAUCGCGCCAGCAACCAAUGAUCCUCCCCACAGCACUCGCAGGCAUCGUCGCCGCAUUCGGAACAUACCCCUCCCCAUCCCACACCGCCCUCCCCCUCUCCCUCCUCGCCCUCUCCCCCGCCCUCCUACCCUACCUAACCCACCCCUUCCUCACGCUUCUCACACUCCUAUUCUCGUCGAUUCUGUUACCGGUGUUUGGGGAGUUGUGGUUGGGGCGGGGGAGUGGGAAUGCGAAUUUUGGGUGGGCGGUUGGGAUGGUGUGGGUGCUUGGACAGAUGUGGGGGGUUGUUGAUUUGGUUGGGGCGGGAGUUAGGGGGGCGUGGGAUGAGGAAGGGGACAGGAUUGGGGAGAGGAGGAGGGGGGACAGGGCUGUGCAGAUGUAGGUUGGAGAGAAACGUGAGGCAAGGAUGCCGCUGGAUUGGGGGAUGUAACGUAGACUUAUUUCCUAUUGCGGGCGGGGGGGCGUA